AUGGCGGUCGCUAAGCGCGAAGGCGCAUGUGCAGACCUAAGGCCCGGCGGGGAGGGGGCAGAGGAAGGCAAGGCCCUGUUGUCAUAUCUGUCAGUCUCGUCGGGGCUGGCCCCUCCCACCUCAGCAGAGGCAUUACAUACUGCUGGUGCUUGUGCUCUUAGCAACGGUGCCUCAGCAACAGAGCCCAGGCAACAGAGCUCCACGGCAACAGAGUGCCGUGUCUCCCCAAUGGAGCUGCCAUUGGGCGGACCAGCUCUCAGGCACUACACCCAAAGCCGACCAAGACCUCACCGACAAAAGCUCAACUAUCGUCCCAGCAGAGCACAGGACACAAUAAUUGAGAGUGAAAAUGAAGUUCUAGAGCUCAUCGGGCGUGUAGACGAAGGAGUGGAGGAGUUCUUUACAAAGAGAGUUCUUCCUGCUGAUACAGAGCAAACACGAGAUGAGGAACCAGAGUCUAUCACAGUGGAUGAAGUGGUUCCUGCCACUUCUGUCCCUUGUCCACCCCCAACGAAAACACUCCGGAGGAAACUCGGGGAUUUCUUUACCCUUCGAAAGCGACGAGGUGUGAAAUCAGAGACGGGCCACGAGAGCCGACCCAAAAAGGCCUCCAUCGCUGAUCUCAUUCGCCCUCUUAGGGAAGCAGCCAGAGCUGACAAAGAGAAAGAUAAGGACAAAGUCAAGGAACAAGACAAGGAGAAUGAAAAGGAAAAAGGGAAAGAGCAGCCCAUUGGUGUUAGCGGAGAGUCAACUGUGCAGGAAACACCUGCUUCUGAUCCGGCACUCAGGGGUGAAGUAGCGCCACCCCGUCGUGCUCUCAGAGAAGGGAAGUCCCAGUCACUAAUUUUACUGUCUGGAUCAUCAGCGGGAACCACCAAUGCCAGAAAGAAACAAUUUGAAGGCCAGCAUAGCUUCGAACAGAAACUUCAUUUGAUGCUUCAACGUAUUGGAGUUUCCAAAGCACAGCCAGAAGAGACACAGAAUCCAGAGAGAGAGAUGAAAAAGGCAGAAUCUGAAGGCACCAUUAUUGACAAUAAAGCCGAGCCAACCCCGACUUUCACAAAACACAGAACCAUGUCAGCAUCCUCAGAUACAAGACGUCAAAUUCGACCAAGCAUGUCAGCACAUGAGUCAGCUGGCAAACCCGCUUUGCCUCCAAAGCCAGUCCUCAAAUCUGGUCCAGGCCCCUCAACAUCUGGCCGCAACACGCCUGAGAAUGACUUGGUCCAAAUAGAGGAGGGAGAAACAAGCACACCCACUAAAGAAAAAAGUCCAACUGCUACUCCAUCUGGCCCCUCCACUCCCGCUGUAAUGUCAAGCGCUACCACUGACUUAGCUGACAUUACUAUUUCCACUUCUAGUGCUGCAACUUCCCAGCCGGAUGUGCUUACCGUUAACACAAUGCCCACUAAUGGUGAAGAAUUACACGACGAGGCUUCCGACCCUGAAGCUCAAUCUAUUAGCACAGAACCACACACCUCUAGUUCCCAGUCAGUUCUUAUCGAACCCCCCGUCGCUGCCCCUUGUAGUUCCUCAGAGUCCAUUACUCACAGUCCCUCUGCCACUUCAGACUCGACAAUAGUAACUUCCAUUACUGCAUUGGAGACGGCCUCUAGUCAUAUCAGUGAAAGUGAAGCAAAUAUGUCUGUGAAACCAACAAGUCCAGUAUCAAAUGGUGUAGUUUCAGUUUGCGAAGAGGCUAUUUCUGUCAUUUCCAGUGAAGAAGCAUAUACUCCAGUCUCUAUGCAAACUGGAGAUACCAAAUCCUAUCCCGCUACCAGUUCUCUUACUGUAACUAUUGACGAUUUCACUGCAGGAUCUCAGAUAGGCACUAAAAGCACAGAUGGGGCCCUGAGCUCAACUCCUCCUAAAUCUGAUACCUCCAUUACCAGCUCCUCCAUACCUCCUCCUACUAGCACCACCGCCAUUCCCACCACCACAUCAACUGACUGCAUGGAGUCUUCUCCUCCCAUUCAUCCAUCAACCUUAUCCAGUGAAACCAACCUGACUGACUCCAUCACCGCCACCACCACUUAUAAUGCUGCUUUAACUACUCCAGAUGCAAGUAGCUUUGAUCCGAAUUCCUCGAAGAAGAGCAGCUCUAAGCUUACAUCAAUUAUCACCUGCAGCACCACUCCUGAAGACUCCAGUGUUACAAGGCAGAGUUUGCAAAGUCCAGCAGUCGCCAAUGCUAGUCCAAGCCAAGAUUUACAAACUAAUCUUGACGAAAAAUCAAGUCUUACUGUAAAAGACGUAGAUAUGAAACCAGCAGUGGUCCAAAAGCAUAAACAAGAUAAGGAAACUGAAAACAAGGAAGCCAUGGCUGAUGGCAAAGAGAGUGAGCCGAAAGCAGCUCAAGAUGACAACGGUGAAGCAACAAAGAAAGAAGCCCAAGAAACAAAUGUGAAAGCUGAAGACAUCACGGUGGGAAAUGAAGAAGGGGAGACUCAACCUGCACCGGAGAAUCAAUUUCCAAUUGAAUCUGAAACAAAUAAAUGAAAAAAUAUAUUAUAGUACAUUGAUAAAUUGGGGACCAACUACUGUGAUGAAGGCAAGUUAGGCCACAGUAAAAGGAAAUGGUUAAAUGAUACAUGGCACUUCCUAAACAGGGACCACCAUACAACAGCAGCACACCACACACCUGGUUGGACCACUGGACCAAAGAACUGAGAUCCAUGGUGUGAUGUAAUCGACAAAUCCAGCAGUGUCUUUGUCCUUUUUUUUUUUUUUUUUUUUUUUUUUGUUGAAAUUUUUAACUUGUGUUGGAAAUUUGCAUUGCACGUAAGAUUAUGUACCAUAAGACAGUACUGUGUUUUAAAGAAACCAUGUUUACAAUAGAUGGAUAAGAGAAAAUAGAUAUGACUAUUAAAUGGAAUAUUGAAUUGA
Corythoichthys intestinalis (scribbled pipefish) is the source of this 2886-nucleotide messenger RNA. RefSeq lists its product as uncharacterized. The record is from RefSeq and is a predicted model, not a curated record. NCBI's taxonomy places the organism in Eukaryota, Metazoa, Chordata, Actinopteri, Syngnathiformes, Syngnathidae. The transcript is spliced from 9 exons. The coding region runs from base 1 to 2499 and encodes 832 amino acids.